UUCGCCCUCUCAGUCAGUUUAAUAAUAGAUAGAGGGGUCAGUCCCUUGCUGGCUAAUUAUAGGAACAUUCUAAACACUGUCAUUCCCCUCAUCGCUGUCAGUUUUACCCAGAGCAAAGCAGUCUCUCGAUCCAUCUGGACCCAAUCCCUCUUUGCUGGUAAGGAAACCUGUCUUGCUUGGAUCGCUGUUCGUUCGAUUCGCUCUCUUGUUUUCUCUGCUGUGAACAAUUAAAUCUGUUUUCCUUCGAAGAUCAAUCAAUCCCAGUCGACGCCAUCCCAUCCCAUACCCCCGUUUUGCAACUUCAAUACUAGCUGACCGGGUUUUGUUCACAUUUUUUUCUCUUCUUUUUUUAGAUGUUUAUUCGCAAUUCCUGGGUAGACAUAGUACCAUCCAGGGGCGGUGCCAGGGCCUCCAGAUCAGAAUGUCAAAUGCAUCUUAGAAUUUUAAGCUUCUCCUCUUGUUGAUCAUCGCCCUUUUCUUUUCUUUUUAGAGUAACAGGGAGAUCAAGGCCCCUGUUCCAUUAUGCAUGAUUAGUUGAUCCUGGUCCUGACCAUGUUGCUUGUCAUGCAUCUAUAGGUGUUUGAUCACAGGUUGAGAUGGACCCUCCAGUUGCCGAUCCUGGACCAACCAAGGAUGAAGGUGUUGGAUCUAAGGGUGAAAUGGAUCUUCCAGUUGCCAAUCCUGGACCGGUGAGGGAUGAAGGUCAGCUUCUCCAGUGCCCGUAUUGUGAUUCCGAAGCAAUGCACAAACUAGCGCAAUUCUUGCUCCCUGGUUUGGCUGCGGUCUGUGUCGACGGUACGACGGGUGAUCUGUUCAGGAGCCCGUCUGUUGUUGCUGUUGACCUCAGGCAAGAAAUGGUGGACUACAUUACACAAAGAAGUGAAACGUUCAUAGCUGAUACUCUCAUUGAAUCGGAGGUGGAACAAAACGCUGACAAUCAAAUGCCAGAUGACCCUUAUGAGGUCAUAUCAAUCUUCAUGGAUGAUUUCAGUCGCACGAAAAGGAACAUCAUUGGCCAUGUCUCUGGGUGGUUGUUGAGCGACAGCCGCGAAGAUAAGAUCGAUGAUUUUGUCCAGGAAAUGGAUAUGACCCGCUUCUGGCCACUAGAAAGGAGAGAAGGGAUCGCCGAGGUCCUCCUCAAGAAUGUGGACAUUAAAACUAAGUUCCACUGCCCUGAGAAAUAUGAAAACGAGGAACGUCUUGCUGAUCACAAGGCACAGUGUAGCUUCAGGCCUGUCACUUGCCCGAACGAUGGAUGCCGAGCGAAAGUUUCUGUCCGGUGCAUGCAGGAUCAUGAUGCAGCUUGUCUCUUCAAGAUCCUUCAGUGUGAGCAGAACUGCGAGAAACGGCUUCUGAGGCGUGAUAUGGAUAGACAUUGCGUUACUGUCUGCCCCAUGAGGCCCAUGAAGUGCCCUUUCGGCUGUGAUUCUUCGUUCCCUGAACAUAACCUCGAGGAGCACUGUUCAGAGAGUCUCCAGCAGCACCUGCUUAAGGUCCUUCAGGUGAUUCACAAAAAAGGUUUUACGGCCGAUCAGCUGAACGACCGUGCUCUAGAGCUGGAGAAGUCUGAAGAUCGUGGUAAACUGGCUAAAGCUCGGGAUGCAAGAUCUCUUACUAAUAUUGUGAAGGAUCUUGAAGCAAAGAAGACACCACCAAGUUGAUUAGCUUGAAGGAUCUAAUAUACGCCAGAAAUUUUCUACAUCAGCCCCAUUUGCAGAAGCUCGUGAUCAUUCAACCAAAAACUCCAGCACCAGCCCACCCACAAGGGUUUUUGCCACAGGGCAGAUGCCCACCCAAACAUUCAAAAUACAUGUUCAUGCCAUAUGAAUCCUGUUAUGGUAGGUUGCUCAGUUUGAUAUGGAGGCAUUGUCCAUGAAAGGUGGUAAACUUGUCUCUGGGAUGCAGUGUUUUUCCUCCUGUGCUGAUUUGUAGCUCAUGUUGUUGACACUGGUGGGAAAAAAUAACGGACUCACUGUAAUGCUUAUGUACCCUUUUGGGAACUGCCGGAUAGAUCAUAUUGACAUUCCGAUAUAUGUAUUUUCCAAACUUAUUUAUUAGUCUGUUGAAAAUU
This is a messenger RNA of Aegilops tauschii subsp. strangulata, 2071 nucleotides long. RefSeq lists its product as uncharacterized. The record is from RefSeq and is a predicted model, not a curated record. NCBI's taxonomy places the organism in Eukaryota, Viridiplantae, Streptophyta, Magnoliopsida, Poales, Poaceae. Gene Ontology annotation, molecular function: zinc ion binding.